AUGAGGUUCCUCUACCUUGUCUUCGCUGUCUUCCUACUGGUCUCCCUGGCCACUCCAGGCUAUGGGCAGAUAAUGAAGUACUGUCCCAAGGUGGGACGCUGCUCCAGUAAGUGUGCCAAGGCGGACGUGUGGUCCUUCUCUGCUGACUGCAA
Messenger RNA from Antrostomus carolinensis (chuck-will's-widow), 152 nucleotides. Its product is annotated as cygnin-like. The transcript is spliced from 2 exons. The record is from RefSeq and is a predicted model, not a curated record. Lineage: Eukaryota; Metazoa; Chordata; Aves; Caprimulgiformes; Caprimulgidae. The annotation marks the transcript as partial.